AUGGGUCUCCAAACCUUCUCUCAAAUAAAAAAUGCGAUAAACCUUUUUGCAUUCAUAUUGGCAGUUAUCACAAAUUGUGUGAUCGUUUUUCUGGUAAUUACCAAAUCACCCCAGAAAUUUGGCAAUUAUCGACAUCUUAUGGUUUAUUUUUCAAUGCUUUCAAUUUUAUUGGCUUUUUUGGAUUAUUUGGUGCAACCGUUUCAAAUUGCUGAUUUAGUCAUUGAUCAAAAAUUCAGCUUCGUUGGAAAAGAAACCUCAUUGUCAGAUAUAUUGAAAACAAUCUACGUCAUAAGCGAGGAAAGCUUCAUAAUGAUCAUGGAUUUAAAAGAUUCGAUUUUCGAAAAUCGCCCAACAAUUUCUCUGUUACUUUUGGCCUCAAUUUGCGAAUUCUUCCAAGCCACAGUUUGUGCGAUCUCAAUAAAUUUCAUAUACCGUUAUUUUGCAUUACAAAGAAAAGGCCGCUUAAAAUAUUUUUCUGGAAAAUUCCUCUGGCUCUGGAUGAUAGUACCAUUACUGAUUGGUGGAAUUCCAAUGGCAAUUUACUUCAGUUUGGGGCCAUCUCCCUAUAUGACCGAGGAGUUGAGACCCCAACUGAAACGAGUUUAUGAUAUCGACAUCGAUAAAACCACCUAUACCGGCUGUUUUUACUGGAAAAUCGAUCAAAAUGGAAUGAAAUAUUUCAAUUUUCGAGAAGUGGUUUAUAUUCUAAUUUUGAAUUUAAUCAUGGGUGCCCAUUGGAUUUUGAUAAUUUAUUUUGGAACCAAAAGUUACAAAAUUAUCGUAAAUCUGAUUCAUCAAGGGGAAUCUGAAUAUUCUAGAAGUCUCCAAACUCAGUUGUACAAGGCGUUGGUGGCUCAGACCCUGAUCCCAUUAUGUUCUCUAUUCUUCCCGGUUGCUGUCUAUUUCAUUUGCCCAUUUAUCUGA
Molecule: messenger RNA, 924 nt
Organism: Caenorhabditis briggsae
Lineage: Eukaryota; Metazoa; Nematoda; Chromadorea; Rhabditida; Rhabditidae
Exons: 7
Coding region: 1-924 (307 amino acids)
Biological process (GO): olfactory behavior; G protein-coupled receptor signaling pathway
Molecular function (GO): G protein-coupled olfactory receptor activity
Source: RefSeq, a predicted model, not a curated record